Cuscuta epithymum is the source of this 2331-nucleotide messenger RNA. NCBI's taxonomy places the organism in Eukaryota, Viridiplantae, Streptophyta, Magnoliopsida, Solanales, Convolvulaceae. The record is from the annotation of a GenBank genome assembly.
CUUCCUCCAUUCUUCAAAUCACAGUAUCAUUUCUUACCUCUUUGUUGCCCCAAAGUCUCAAUUCUGUGACAAACUAAUGGAGGCUAUGUUCCAAGAAUUCUUUACCCCAUCUAGUGAAUUAGUCUAUUGUCACCUCUCUACCCCACAGGAUCCAAGGUUUGUAAGUGGACAAAGAUCCUUCAAUCCUAGUAGUGGUUUCUCAGUCAUUGAUGAUAGUCCCCCCCACAACAAAUCUGCUACAACAGAAGAAGAUCAAGAUGAAGGAGACUACCCAAAUGCGACUCUAAAGUACAUAAGCCAGAUGCUUAUGGAGGAGGAAGACUUGGAGAACCAGCCUUUCAUGCUUAGUGAAUGCAUGGCCCUCCAAGCCACUGAAAAACACUUCUCUGACGUGCUCAACGGAACUGAUAGCCUGCCCGAUGCACUCUCGUGGAGCGACCGAUCACCUUCAAAGGGAAAGCGGGAGCACGAGUACUCAUCGUCUGACAAUGAGUCUCCAGAAACCCACCAAAGGAACAAGUACUUGGCGCCAAAUUAUUUGGAAGAAUCUGAGCCAUUGGAAUAUAUGUGCUAUGAUGUCUUGCUUGAUCCCGGUUGCAGAAGAAACAUUGCUGCCUGUUUGUACAAGAAAAUGGACAAUAAGGAACCCAAAGCGGGUGGAAAACCCCGACGUGGCAAGAAGAAACCACAAAUCAGGAAGGAAAUCAUAGAUCUCAGCGGCUUACUCACCCUAUGUGCACAGUCUGUGGCGAUUUAUGACAGCGGGACGGCUAAUGAGACCCUGAAGAAGAUAAGGUUACACUCUUCUCCUUACGGGACCGGAACCGAAAGGAUGGCGUUCUAUAUUGCCAAUGCGCUCGAGGCACGCUUAAAUGGAACUGCAACAUCACUAUACCAAUUAUCUCACCAUUUCAACAAAAUAUCAGCAGCAGACACCUUGAAAGCUUAUAAGAUGUUUAUCAAUGCAUGCCCCUUCAAUGUAGUAUCAACUAUGAUGGCAAACAAACGCAUUAUGAAGCUUGCAGCACGAGCAAGCAGGCUGCACAUCAUUGAUUUUGGAAUUCUGUAUGGUUUUCAAUGGCCAAGUCUCAUUCAAGGUCUCUCGAUGAGGCGCGGUGGGCCUCCAACGCUUCGCAUUACAGGGAUAGACUUUCUGCUGCCUGGUUUCCAUCCCGAAGAGCUGGUCAAGGCCACGGGCUUGCGACUCGAAAAGUACUGCAAAGGAUAUGGCGUCCCAUUUGAGUUCAAAUCGGUGGCAAAGGAAUGGGAGAGUAUAACACUCGAAGACCUCGAUAUUGAAAGGCGAGAUGAUGGCGACGUCCUGGUUGUCAACUGUUUGGACAUGCUAGGAAUCGUGUCGGACGAGACGUUGGUGCCAAAUAAUAGCCCAAGGGAUAUUGUGCUCAACCUCAUCAAGGACAUCAAUCCAGAUAUGUUCACCCACGGGGUGUUGAACGGGACGUUCAACGCCACGUUCUUUGCCACACGAUUCCGUGAGGCCCUCUUUCACUUCUCCUCACUGUUCGACAUGUUUGAUGCGACUGUGCCAAGGGAAGAAAAUGACAGACAGCUAUAUGAAAAAAUGAUUUUUGGAAGAGAUGUGCUGAAUGUGAUCGCUUGUGAAGGAACGGAGAGAAUCGAGAGGCCUGAGACAUACAAGCAAUGGCAAGUUCGAAGCCUUGGGGCCGGAUUCCAGCAACUACCACUCGAUCAAGAUAUAGUCGAUUGUGUACGGGAGAAAGUAAAAUCGGAUUACAAUAAGGAUUUCUAUGUGGAGGAAGACGGGAAUUGGUUGUUGCAAGGAUGGAAAGGAAGGGUUCACCAUGCUGUCUCCUGGUGGAAGCCUAAUAACAACUAGUGAAAUAGUUUGUUUUAAUGCUGAAUAGCCGUGUCUCUUUUUCUUGCAAUUAUCUUUAUGGUUAAUUAAGUUCAUUCAGUUCCAUAUUGUCAGCGUGGAGACAGGGAGGGACUGGAGGGAACAUCGGUCCUCCUAAGAAAAAAAAUUAAGUAUGUAUUAUGUAUAAAGAGUAGUAUUCUCAUCAGGCUGGCCUCACGAGAACCGUCAUCAAGUGUAGAUUAUCUCUACAAAAAUUCAGAUUAAAAUUCAGUCGAGAAGUCACUUGAAUAAAUUAUUGAAACAUACUGCGUAUUAUUAAUAUACAUACAACGCAGUAUGAUUUAAUAUUUUAUUUGACUUCCCAAUUGAAUUUUAAGCAGAAAUUUUGUGGAGAUAAUCCACACUUGAUGAAGAAUAUGCUCAAAAACAAUUCCCACGGGGAAGGGCCCCAAAUGGCCUCAGCCUAACGGCGGUUCAGCGGUUCCCGUCUGGCC